AUGGCAAACAAUGUUGAAGAUUUCUCCCAAUUCGGAAUUUCAAAAGAGGAAAAGGAUAAGCUUGUAGGAGAAGUAAUCCGUUACAUGCUUUUCAAAACUCAUCAAAACUCAGGGUGUCCGGUUAAGAGAGAUGAACUCACUCAGCUUAUUACCAAGAAUUAUCAUCAGAGGAAUCUUCCUACUUUUGUCAUCAAUGAGGCUAAGGACAAGCUUUCCGCCGUGUUUGGUUAUGAAAUGAGAUUGCUUUCUAGGUCUGUCCCGUCGUCUAAAGCGCAGACACGCGCUUCGCAAAGUGGCGCAGAUGCAAAAUCAUAUAUACUCAUUAGCCAUCUUCCUUCUGAUUUAUAUGAAAAAUAUGUUGUGGAUGCGAAUACAGCGUACAUGUCUGGUUUCACGUUUGUCAUAAUUAGUAUUGUACAUCUUGCUGGCGGUAAAAUUCCAGAAGAAAGUCUGUGGAGCCAAUUGAAUAGGAUGAGUUUGAGUGACAGUGAAGCAAAUCAUCCUGCCCUUGGAAACAUUAAGCAAGCCUUGGAACUUCUUGUUCAGCAAAGGUAUUUACAAAAGGACAAAGUUCAUGGUCCUGAAGGCAAUACCGUAUAUUAUGAGCUUGCUGAGAGAGCUUCAGAUGGACCCAUCUAUGACAAGGUCAAGGAAUACAUAUCUCAGAUUAUGAGGGAAACUUCCUAA
This is a messenger RNA of Vicia faba (fava bean), 687 nucleotides long. The record is from the annotation of a GenBank genome assembly. NCBI's taxonomy places the organism in Eukaryota, Viridiplantae, Streptophyta, Magnoliopsida, Fabales, Fabaceae.